AUGGAGAAUCUCGUCUCAAACCGCUGUAAAGUUCAAUCCUUGUCCGAGAAGUAUAUUUUCCCACCAGAAAUGCGACCAGGGAAGGCAGAUGUUGCUUUGUGUGAGUCCAUCCCAGUAAUAGAUCUUGAAGAAAGAGCAGGUCACAACCGAGCCAUCAUUGCUCAGGAAAUUUUGAAGGCAAGCCAGGAGUUUGGAUUUUUCCAGGUGGUUAACCAUGGAGUUCCUGAAGAUUUGAUGAAUAAUGCAAUGGGUGUCUUCAAGGAAGUCUUUGAGAUGCCUGCAGAGGACCAAGCAAGCAUAUACUCUGAAGACCCAAAUAGAAGCUGCAGGCUUUUCACAAGUAGUUCAAAUCAUUCAAAGGAAGACCCUCACUACUGGCGUGACUGUUUGAGACACCGUUGCCAUCCUGAUCUAGAUCAAAACAUUCAGCAAUGGCCCGAGAAGCCAACCGGAUAUCGACAGGUUGUGGGGACUUAUUCGACUGAAGUAAUGAAAUUAGCCUCAGAUAUACUGGAGCUGAUCUGUGAAGGUUUAGGAUUAGAGUCUGGGUAUUUUGAGGGUAAACUAAGUGAAAGUUCAUUGUUGGCAGUUAAUCGGUACCCGCCAUGCCCAGUUCCAAGUUUAACCCUGGGAUUACCCAAACAUUGUGAUCCUAAUCUCAUAACAAUUUUACUCCAAGAUGAUGUGUGUGGUCUUCAAGUCUUCAAGGACGGUGAAUGGAUUGGUGUUGGGCCUGUUCCUCAUGCAUUUGUGAUUAACAUAUGUUACCAGUUACAGAUUAUCAGUAACAACAUUCUAAAAAGUGCCGAACAUCGAGCUGUCACAAAUUCAAGUUAUGCUAGGACAAGUGCUGCCUUCUUUGUCAGUCCUCGUCCUGACAGCAUCAUUGAACCUGCCAAAGCUCUUAUUAAUGCAGACAAUCAUCCAGUCUAUAGAACCUUCGAGUUCAAAGAGUUUUUCACUAACUACCUGAGUAAAAAAGGCAACUCUGAAGUUGCAUUGGAGCCUUUUAAGUUGCAAGGAUAA
This is a messenger RNA of Dovyalis caffra, 1026 nucleotides long. The record is from the annotation of a GenBank genome assembly. Lineage: Eukaryota; Viridiplantae; Streptophyta; Magnoliopsida; Malpighiales; Salicaceae.